Phaedon cochleariae (mustard beetle) is the source of this 3057-nucleotide messenger RNA. The record is from the annotation of a GenBank genome assembly. NCBI's taxonomy places the organism in Eukaryota, Metazoa, Arthropoda, Insecta, Coleoptera, Chrysomelidae.
AUGGUUCGAAAGAAAAUAGACAACAGAAUCCGUGUCUUGACAGAAAAUGGGGUCAAACUGGGCCACAGGACUUUAUUCGUCAUCGUGGGUGACAAGGGCAGAGACCAAGUAGUGAUUUUACAUCAUAUGCUAGCAAAAGCUGAGGUUAAAGCUAGGCCUUCAGUUCUGUGGUGUUACAAAAAAGAACUGGGCUUCAGCAGUCACAGGAAAAAGCGUAUGAAACAGGUUCAGCACAAAAUCCAAGCUGGAAAGCUUAGUAUAAAUGAGGAUGAUCCAUUUGAAUUAUUCCUUGCAUCUACUAAAAUACGAUAUUGCUACUAUUCAGAAACACAUAAAAUUCUGGGUAAUACCUAUGGGAUGUGUGUUCUUCAAGACUUUGAGGCUUUAACCCCAAAUUUACUUGCACGUACCAUUGAAACAGUUGAAGGUGGGGGCUUAGUAGUGCUUCUAUUACGCUCAGUGGCUUCCCUCAAACAACUUUAUACCAUGAGUAUGGAUGUUCACCAACGUUUUCGAACAGAGGCUCAUCAAAAUGUAGUGUGUAGAUUCAAUGAAAGAUUCCUCUUGUCCUUAGCUUCUUGUAAAAGAUGUUUAGUGGUAGAUGAUCAGUUGUCUGUUCUGCCAAUUUCCUCACAUAAUUUGCAUGUUAGUCCAGUAGAAAAUGUGCAAGAAAUCAGUGAGAAUGAGACUGAACUGACUGAUUUGAAAGAACAAUUACGUGAUACCCAACCAGUAGGGAAUCUAGUAAAUUUAUGCAAAACUCUGGAUCAAGCAAAAGCUUUGCUUAAAUUCAUAGAGGGCAUUUCAGAGAAAACAUUGAGAUCCACUGUGUCUUUGACAGCCUCUAGAGGUAGGGGUAAAUCAGCUGCACUAGGCCUAGCAGUUUCAGCAGCUGUAGCUUUUGGGUAUUCCAAUAUUUUUGUCACUAGUCCAAGUCCUGAGAAUUUGAAUACUUUCUUUGAGUUUGUUUUCAAAGGAUUUGAUGCUCUGGAAUAUCAGGAGCACAUUGAUUAUGGAUUGGUUCAGAGUACUAAUCCUGAAUUCAAUAAGGCCAUUGUAAGGGUCAAUAUUUUUAGGGAUCAUAGGCAGACAAUACAGUAUAUUCACCCUACAGAUGCUCAGCGCUUGUCUCAAGCUGAGCUUCUAGUGAUAGAUGAAGCUGCAGCUAUCCCUCUACCUUAUGUGAAAGCCAUGUUAGGUCCUUACCUGGUGUUUUUGGCAUCCACCAUCAAUGGCUAUGAAGGUACAGGGCGCUCAUUGUCCCUGAAAUUGCUGAAUCAGCUGAGAGUUCAAGCUGCACCAGUUGGUGCAAAUACCAAUGCUGUGAAUAAGAAGGAUUCUGGGGCUGCAACUGGUAGAACCCUACAUGAGGUAACUUUGAACGAAUCUAUCCGUUACAAACCUGGAGAUGAUGUUGAAACUUGGCUGACGCGGCUGUUAUGCCUAGACGCCACCUUUGUGGCCCCCAUUUUGUCGGGUUGUCCUCCUCCUGACAGCUGCGACUUGUAUUACAUCAACAGAGACACACUCUUCUGCUAUCAUAAGGCUUCUGAGGAGUUCUUGCAGAGAUUGGUGGCAUUGUACGUUGCUUCACAUUAUAAGAAUACGCCGAACGAUCUGCAAAUGAUGUCAGAUGCGCCGGCUCACCACUUGUUCUGUCUCUUGGGGCCCGUGGAUCCAAAGAGGCGGACCUUGCCGGAAGUUUUGGUGAUUAUUCAGGUUUGUUUGGAAGGAGAGAUUUCCAAGAGUUCUGUCCAAGAGGGGUACUCUAGGGGCAAACGGGCAUCAGGAGAUUUGAUACCUUGGACUAUUGGACAGCAGUACCAAGAUCAUGAUUUUCCUAGGCUAUCUGGAGCUAGAAUUGUCAGAAUUGCCACACAUCCUGAUUAUCAAGGGAUGGGUUAUGGUGGUAGAGCUCUAGACAUCCUCAAAAGAUACUAUGAAGUCAAAAUACCCAGCAUAGAAGAAGUUACUCAACCUACAAAAGAAGAAAUAGAUAAUGUAGAUGAUUCUGAAGUCGAUUUACUAGAAGAAUCCAUUGAACCUCGUAAAGAAUUACCACCUUUGUUACUGAAACUUAGUGAGAGGCCUCCAGAGAGACUGGACUAUUUGGGAGUGUCGUUUGGGCUCACAGAACAACUGUUGAAAUUCUGGAAAAAAGCAGGUUACACUCCAGUUUAUCUAAGACAGACCACGAACGAUUUGACUGGCGAACAUUCGUGUAUCAUGCUCAACGUUCUGAACGUCGAGAAUAUCAAAGAAGAUCACUGGUUGGCAGCUUACUGGCUGGAUUUCAGAAGGAGAUUCAUCAAUUUGUUGUCGUACCAGUUCGGCAAAUUUUCACCGGCUUUGGCACUAGGGAUGUUGUCAAACAAAGCAGUUAAGCUCAAAACUAAAGAUCUGGGUGCACAAGAAAUGGAGAUUCAUUUCACGAAAUAUGACAUCAAGAGAUUGGAGAUGUACAGCAAUAAUUUGGUGGAUUAUCAUCUCAUCAUGGAUUUGAUGCCUACACUUUCGAAAUUAUACUUUUCAAACAAAAUGGGGGAUGUUCAGAUGUCUGCUGUCCAAUCUGCUAUAGUCGUGGGUCUGGGCCUGCAACACAAAACAGUGGAUGAUUUGGCCACAGAACUCGAACUUCCGGCCACCCAACUGUUGGGUCUCUUCAACCGGCUGAUCAGGCGUUUCGUCCAAUAUUUGAACAGGACCCUCGAACAGGACUACGAGAAGGCGUGGGCGCCGCGCAAAGACGUCGAAAUGGCGCCCGUGGCAGAGAGCAUGCGCGACGAGCUGGAGGCGGCCGCCGACGAGCUGCGGCGGAAGCAGAAGAAGGAGCUGGCGAAGCUGAAGCAGCAGAACCUCGACCAGUUCGCCAUCAAGGGCAGCGAGCAGGAGUGGGACAAAGUGCUGACGGGGAAGAGCAAGAAGAGCAUCAUCACUGUGAAGAGUGGGGAGAAAAGGCUUCAUGAGGAUGACACUAAUGUAGUGACCGAAGAUCCAGAGCCAACAACGAAAAAGAAAAAGAACCAGAAGAAAAAGAAUAAGAGAAAUAGUUUGUAG